GCUGAAUCUAACCUUAGUCCACGCGCGAUCGUUGUCGUGUAAGCACGUUUGUUGUUGUUUAUUAUUUAUCAACUGCACUAGUUAACUAAAGCAUACGACUCUAAAACAAAACAAUCGAAAUAAAUAAGUAAACAGUCGUAGAAUAAUAUUCGAUUGAAGUUUCAUUGUUGUCAGAAGAAAUUUCGAGUUAUGAUAAAAUUGGUCCAGAAUCGACGUCAGAGCAAUUAAAAUAAAGAAGAAUUAGAGGUCAAGUGAUAAUCGAUACAAAGGUCUCACGUGUCUGAAGGCCAUACAGCAGCUAAAAUCUCCAGACGCUGCGAAUUCUGUGUCGACCUUGAGCUGAACCAAAAGUUUUGAAACGAAAAUAAAAAGGAGAAAGGAACGAAAACAGAAUUAUGCCAGCAGACGCAGAGCUCAGUACAAUUCUCAGUCGAAGACAGAAAAUCAACGAGGAUCUGGAAGAAGGCAAGGAAGUGAAGAAACAAUACAGAUUUGUCAAUGUAUACACUGAGUUUCAUGAACUUUCCCGUCGAGAGAUCAAACAGUAUGAGCAGACUUUUAACAGAUUUGAUGAUGGUCGAGAUGGGUUUUUAGAUCUUUCGGAGCUUAAAAGGAUGAUGGAAGUCUUGGGAGCUCCUCAAACUCACUUAGGUUUAAAAGCCAUGAUUAAAGAAGUUGAUGAAGACGAUGACGGUCGUAUUUCAUUCCGCGAGUUCCUUUUGAUCUACCGAAAAGCCCGGGCUGGUGAAUUGGAACAAGAUUCUGGGCUGGGACAAUUGGCGAGAUUAACAGAAGUAAAUGUUGAUGAGGUUGGAGUAACUGGAGCCAAAAAUUUCUUCGAAGCAAAGAUUGAACAACUCAGAAAGUCAAGUAAAUUUGAGGAUGAAAUUCGAAUGGAGCAAGAAGAACGAAGGCGAGAAGAAGAAGAGAGAGCAGAAAGACGAGCACAAUUUCGUCAAAAGGCUGCUAUUUUUAAUAAUUAGUACAACUAAAUAUAAUUUACUAACUUUAAUUUAUUGAACGUACGAUCAACGAAAGAUUUUAAACUUGAUAUUUGAAUGAUAACAAGUUUUAAUAAGUAAUGUGCUCGGAGAAUUUUAUUGGAAAUUAGAGACUGAAUGUCGAUUUGAAAAAGUUUGUUUUGAAAAAAAUAGUCUAAAUUGAUGUUAGAUUUAUUCAAAAUUUAUGCAUUGUUAAAUGAAGUUAUUCUAGGCUUCUGAGAUGAAUUUAAUCUUGUAAAACAAAGUUCGCAUAUGCAUUCAGUUCGAUUUUACAUUUUAAGAAUUUCAAGUAUUAAUUUUAAUUUAUUUUUGAAUUUUAUAUAAUAAAAUUAAAAGAACAAUCUAUGCACUAAAUAAUAUUACAGCAAGUCUGAUGUAUAUCGAAGGAUAAUAGCUAAGAUAUAAUUUAAUUAUUUUUAGUGAUUGUUUUAUUUUAAUAUGCAUUUUACUUCAAUAUUUAAUAAGAUAAAAUAUCAUCGAAAUAUAUGAUUUAUUAUUGUGA
Chelonus insularis is the source of this 1503-nucleotide messenger RNA. It is a transcript of the gene Swip-1, whose product is annotated as EF-hand domain-containing protein D2 homolog Swip-1. NCBI's taxonomy places the organism in Eukaryota, Metazoa, Arthropoda, Insecta, Hymenoptera, Braconidae. The transcript is spliced from 4 exons. Gene Ontology annotation, molecular function: calcium ion binding. Bases 396 to 983 code for a protein of 195 amino acids. The record is from RefSeq and is a predicted model, not a curated record.